Molecule: messenger RNA, 651 nt
Organism: Diversispora eburnea
Lineage: Eukaryota; Fungi; Glomeromycota; Glomeromycetes; Diversisporales; Diversisporaceae
Source: the annotation of a GenBank genome assembly
AUGGGUCUCGCAGGACCAAAGAUAAAACAACGAAUUUCAGCUAACCCUAGAAAUGUUGCCUGGAGCAAUGAUACAAAAAAAUUUGGUCAUCAAAUGUUAUUAAAAAUGGGCUGGGAGCCUGGUAAAGGACUUGGCUUAGAUGAAAAUGGAGUACAAGAAAACAUUAAACUUUCUAUUAAAAAAGAUAAUCUUGGAAUUGGAGCAUCAAAAAAGACAGUAGACAAUUGGUUAGAUAAUUCUACUGCAUUUGAUGAAUUAUUAAAAGGAUUAAAUCAACAAACGCAAAUUAAUUGUGAUAUUGAAGAUAAUAACUCCUCGUUGUCAUCAUCACCUUCUUCUUCUCCUAAAUUUGAAAUAAAACUUAAAACGAGUGAAAGUGAUAAUUCUAGUAACAUGUUCUCUAGUCGUCUCGCUCAUCGAGCAAAAUUUUUAAAGAGCAAAAAGGCAGUAAUGAAAAAUACUAAACGUAUAAACGAAAUUAUGGGAAUAAAAUCCAAAUCCAGUACAAUUGAUGACAAUAAAAUUGAUGGCACAAUUGACGAUACAAAUUCAUCUAAUUUUGAAAGGAAUUCAAAUAAUUCUGAUGAUAAUGACAAUAAAGAAGAUAAUUUAAGCAAAAAAAAUCAAACCAAUGAUUUGUAUGGAAAAUGA